AGAAGAAGAAGACGGAGGCAUGUGAGGAACACGGAGAAGGCAUAAAAACAGACUAAAGGUGGAUUGUACACUACAGCAAAGAACACAAGCAGGAAUUUAUUUUACCAGAUCAAAUCCAUGCAUACUGACAGUGGAAUCUGUACAGACAAGUGAAAGGAUUAGAAGAUGGACAUGUUCACAAGUAACUGUCUCUGUUGUGGGAGUCUCUCUGGCAAGAAUCUCAUUCAUACCCAUGGUGGACUGUUUUAAAGGGCACAGUAAUCUCAGAGAUGAAUAGGUGCUGAGUGGCACUUUUCCUUCACAGCUCUUGUUCUUGUGCAUGAUUAUUUCUCUCUCUGUGCAGCUGUUCUGCAUCUUAUGUAUAUUAGGGUAAGCGGUUUUGGCCGGUGUCACACCUGCUGGCUGAACUGACUGAUGUAACGAAAUUGUAGGGCGCUGGAGAAAUAUUGUAAGAGAGAAAUCAAAGAAGGUAUGUGCGCCAGACGGCGGAUUCACUUUAGCUGCGUGUGAAAAUGCAUAGCUUUGGAAUAGACUCUUCAUCUGUCUCCCCAGCCAUUGGGAGCCCACAUCCUCUCUUCAUCCGUCGAGUGGAUUGGAAUCUAGCCAUGUGGGUUUGAGUGGAGUUUUUGUUCGUUUAUACCGUCAGUGGGCUGCUACUGCCUGGGUGUCUGCAGCUGCAGACUCUUUCUAGAUCCGCUCUCAUUGUGGGCAGCAUUUUUAGCCCUGUCUUUUUUAUUCUCCUUUCCAUGUGUCUUUGUAACUAGUUUGGGACUGCCAAACAAUUUCCUGGAAGGACCUUGAUAAUUGUCUUGGUUCAUGAGAGUGGUCACUCAGGCCAUAAUUAAACUUAAUUCAUCAGUUGGGAAAGAAAAUUAAUGAAGAAUUAAGUCAUUGAAUUGCGAGGAAGUCUAAACAAUACAUUUUUCUCUUUUUUUCUAUUGAGAGGAGUGGUGCUGAUCUCAUGGAUGGAUGUGUGUUUUGGGCACUAAUACUGCCACUUAAGUAAUGCUUGACAGAAGAAGCACUGCAAUAUCCUCAGUAUUGUUCUAUUUUAUGUUCCAUCAUCCACCAGGCUACACUUUUCAUCAUUAAAUGGCCACAGGUUCUGCAGAGGCUGUGGUUUCCAUAGAAAUCAGUCCUUAUGGGAAUCCCAGGAUAGGAAGAGCAAAGGAAGCCUUUAUGGAGCCUUUCUAUCAGUUCUUGUUUAGAGGAGCUCAGAACCCAAUGUGUGUGUGUAUCCUGGGCUGAAUAGAUAAAUGAGACGAGGGACGUUGUCGGUCUUGGGGCCAAAUGCUCCAUUUGCCUGACCAAGUGAGAGAGCGAGAGAUGCUGUUGCAAAGGCGCUAGUCAGAACUGCUUCCCAGGAGCAGCAAGCUAGAUCUAAAAGAAAACGGCACAGGACCAGGACCUGACGUGCUGCUUUGUACCAGGUACUCAGGACCAGGACCUGAAGUGCUGCUUUGUACCAGGUACUCAGGACCAGGACCUGAACUGCUGCUUUGUACUGUGGAGGUACACAGUUCCUUUAUUAUUAUUUUUCUUUUGGAAGAUCCACAAGCCUUGACAGGACCGCAUUUUCUACAUCAAAAAAGGUUAUGUUGCAGAAGAUUUCUUCAAAAUGGAGAUUAUGUGCACCGAAUAGCAGUGGAAAGCCUGUAUUGAGAUUUGUCAUAGCGUGUGGCAUAAAGAAUACUAAAGAGAGUUUUCUUGCUACUUAGUUGUCUGUGUCUUGAAGGACAAUCACCUUUGUGUAAUGUUGACUGCAAAUAUGAUGACCGCAAUGUGGAUAAAGCUAUUUCUUGGAACUGUACACUCAAACUGAUCAGCCACUUGUUUUCUGGGAACUGAACAAAUAUUGAUUUAUAGACUGUGUUAACUCUGCACUCUCCUCAUAUCCACUUCUGCCUGCUGGUUUGCCCUUACCCAGAGACUUGGGUCGUGGACUCCUGCUCUUUUUGCAGGGUUGUCAAACAGCAUAACUGAAGUUGGCUUGUAGAAGACACAUAUAAUGGAUGACUCGAGCAUACUAAGACGGAGGGGUCUCCAGAAGGAGCUAAGUCUUCCCCGAAGAGGCAGCUUUUGUCGCACCAGCAACAGGAAGAGCCUGAUAGUGACAUCCAGCACGUCUCCAACACUGCCCAGACCUCACUCACCACUACACGGACAUCCUGGCAGCAGCCCGCUGGACAGCCCUCGCAAUUUCUCCCCCAACACUGCAGCCCAUUUCUCCUUUGGGCCCGCCCGCAGUCACGGGCACAGGGCUGACAGGACGGAUGGCCGACGCUGGUCUCUUGCCUCACUGCCCUCUUCAGGGUAUGGAACCAACACACCUAGCUCAACCGUCUCGUCAUCAUGUUCAUCCCAGGAGAAGCUGCACCAGCUGCCCUUCCAGCCGACUGCCGAUGAGCUGCACUUCCUCACCAAGCACUUCAGCUCAGAGAGCAUAACUGAUGAGGAAGGCAGGAGAUCACCAGCCAUGCGGCCUCGCUCCCGCAGCCUCAGUCCUGGCCGCUCUCCCAUAUCCUUUGACCAUGAGAUUGUCAUGAUGAACCAUGUCUACAAAGAGCGUUUCCCAAAGGCCACAGCUCAGAUGGAGGAGCGUCUGGCUGAGUUCAUGUCCUCGUCAGCGCCAGAGAAAGUCAUGCCACUUGCCGACGGGGUCUUGAGCUUCAUCCACCACCAAGUGAUUGAGCUGUCCCGAGACUGCCUGGACAAGUCACGUGAAGGCCUCAUCACCUCCCGCUACUUCUACGAGCUCCAGGAGAACCUGGAGAAACUGUUACAGGAUGCCCAUGAGCGCUCGGAGAGUAUGGAGGUGACCUUCGUCACCCAACUCGUGAAGAAGCUGAUGAUCAUUAUUGCUCGACCUGCCCGGCUGCUGGAGUGUCUGGAGUUUGAUCCAGAGGAGUUCUACCACCUGCUUGAAGCUGCUGAGGGUCAUGCUAAGGAAGGCCAGGGCAUCAAAUCAGACAUUCCCCGCUAUAUUAUCAGCCAGCUGGGGCUCACUCGAGACCCCCUUGAGGAAAUGGCCCAGCUGAGCAGCUAUGACAGUGGAAACUCAGAAACACCUGAGACCGAGGACUCCUCAGAGAGUCGAGGUGCAGCAGUACAACCACCUCAGCCCCAGGCCAAGACCAAAACUCCAAGAGAAGAGGACUUUGAGACCAUCAAGCUCAUCAGUAAUGGAGCUUACGGUGCUGUGUUUUUGGUGAGGCACAAGGAGACGCGUCAACGUUUCGCCAUGAAGAAGAUCAACAAGCAGAACUUGAUCCUGAGGAACCAGGUCCAGCAGGCCUUUGUGGAGAGAGACAUCCUCACCUUCGCUGAAAACCCUUUCGUUGUCAGCAUGUUCUGCUCCUUCGAGACGCGCAGACAUCUCUGUAUGGUCAUGGAGUAUGUGGAGGGUGGGGAUUGUGCCACCCUGCUGAAGCACAUUGGAGCUUUGCCUGUAGAUAUGGCACGCAUGUACUUUGCUGAGACUGUGCUGGCGCUCGAAUACCUGCACAACUAUGGCAUUGUGCACAGAGACCUCAAACCUGACAAUCUUCUAAUCACAUCUAUGGGACACAUCAAAUUAACAGACUUUGGCCUAUCUAAGAUUGGCCUCAUGAGUCUCACAACUAACUUGUAUGAAGGCCACAUUGAGAAGGAUGCACGCGAGUUUCUAGACAAACAGGUGUGUGGAACCCCUGAGUACAUUGCCCCAGAGGUGAUCCUCAGGCAGGGUUACGGGAAGCCUGUGGACUGGUGGGCCAUGGGAGUUAUCCUGUAUGAAUUCUUAGUAGGCUGUGCCCCUUUCUUCGGAGACACCCCCGAGGAACUGUUUGGUCAAGUCAUCAGUGAUGAAAUAAUAUGGCCUGAGGAAGAUGAUGCUUUGCCUCCCGAUGCCCAGGAUCUCAUCUCCAAACUGCUCCGACAAAACCCACUGGAGCGGCUGGGAACAGGGAGUGCAUUUGAAGUAAAGCAGCACAGGUUUUUCACUGAUCUGAACUGGAACAGUCUGCUGAGGCAGAAAGCUGAGUUUAUCCCUCAGCUGGAGUCUGAGGACGAUACCAGCUACUUUGACACUCGCUUGGAUAGGUAUCACCAUGUGGAUUCUGAAGAAGAGGACGACACAAAUGAUGAAGAGCAUGUGGAAAUCCGCCAGUUCUCCUCCUGUUCCCCACGAUUCAGCAAGGUGUACAGCAGCAUGGAGCGCCUGUCUUUGCAUGAGGAGAAGCGCACCCCUCCCCCCACUAAGCGCAGUCUAAGCGAGGAGGGUGCUGAGCGUGUCGACAGCCUCAGUGGGCUUAAAGCGCGGGACCGCACCUGGCUGGUGGGCUCUCCUGAGAUCCUGCGCAAACGUCUGUCCGUGUCAGAGUCUUCGCACACAGAGAGCGACUCCAGCCCUCCCCUGACGGUGAGGCGACGCUGCUGCUCAGCCAUCAUCGAGAUGCCACGCUUUGCUGUUUCCAGCGAGGAGGAGGGGGUCAGGAAGACAGCAGUCAGGGGUCCACGGGCUGAUGAGCUCCCCUCUGCCAUUCCUGAGCUCCCCGUAGAGAGGGAACUCAAGCUGAAUGAGUCUCCCACCACGCCGGGCUCCACAUGCAGCCGCACCAGCCGAGCCACGCUCACACCUGGUAGUUCUGGUGACGUAGGGGAACGAGGCUCUCCUCGCUGCGCUGGCGCUGAGGGAAGUGACAACUCCACUCCCAGAGCCAUCAGUGACCUGGCUGUCCGCAGGGCUCGCCACAGACUGCUGUCAGGAGAUGCGGAGAAACAUGCCUCACGACCCGUCAACAAGGUCAUCAAAUCGGCCUCGGCCACCACCCUCUCUCUCAUGAUCCCUGCAGACCACCAUGGCGCAUCUCCUCUGGCCAGCCCGAUGUCUCCACACUCCCUCUCCUCCAACCCAUCAUCCCGGGACUCGUCCCCCAGCCGAGACCUCUCCCCUGCCGUCUGCAGCGUCAAGCCCGCCAUUGUCAUCCACCGGGCGGGCAAGAAGUACGGCUUCACCCUGCGCGCCAUCCGUGUCUAUAUGGGAGACACAGACAUCUACACUGUACAUCACAUGGUCUGGCAUGUGGAAGAGGGAGGACCAGCUCAUGAGGCAGGUCUGAGAGAGGGAGAUCUCAUCACACACGUUAAUGGCGAGCCUGUCCACGGGCUUGUACACACUGAGGUCGUGGAACUUGUUCUCAAGAGUGGUAAUAAGGUGUCUAUUUCUGCCACCCCCUUUGAGAACACAUCUAUUAAGGUUGGUCCUGCUCGCAGAACCAGCAGCAAGUCCAAAAUGGCCCGGCGCAACAAAAGGACCAAGAGCAAAGAGGGCCAGGACAGCAAGAAGAGGAACUCCCUCUUUCGCAAGAUUACCAAGCAGGCAUCUCUCCUGCACACCAGUCGCAGUCUGUCGUCUCUGAACCGCUCGGUUUCGUCGGGUGAAAGCGUGCCUGGCUCCCCCACACACAUGUCCCCCCGGUCCCCGACGCAGGGCUACCGCUCCACACCAGACUCCACCCACUCUGUUGGUGGAAACUCCUCUCAGAGCAGCUCCCCCAGCUCCAGCGUGCCCAACUCUCCUGCAAGCUCCGGCCAGAUCCGGCCUAGCUCCCUGCACGGCCUGGCCCCCAAGCUGCAGCGGCAGUACCGCUCUCCACGCCGCAAGUCCGCCGGCAACAUUCCCCUCUCGCCUCUGGCCCGAACGCCCUCCCCGACACCUCAGAGCUCCUCUCCCCAGCGCUCGCCCUCGCCCCUGCCCAGCCACGCCCUUGGCCAGUCCUUCCCCGUCAAGCUCCACUCCUCGCCCCCCCUGGUGCGGCAGAUCGCCCGCCCAAAGAGCGCCGACCCCCCUCGCUCCCCUCUCCUGAAGCGCGUGCAGUCGGCUGAGAAGCUGGCGGCCUCUCUCUCCAGCUCCUCCUCCUCCCCCUCUCCAUCAGCAGUGGGGGAAAAGAAGCUCCCAGUGGGAGCCAGUCGCAAGCACAGCCUAGACAUCUCGCACUCAGAGUUCAAGAAAGAAAUGCUCCAGCGGGACCCCAGCCUGCAGAGCUUGCAGGAGUCUGCCAGUGAGACUCUGCUGGGGGGAAGGGUGUCCCCAGCGGAAAAGGGUAGCCUGCAGAAGCACUCAGCACGGAAGCUGAGCCGUCAGGAGGGCCCCGACUCCGGGACCGGGUCCCUGGGCCUCGCCCCUGGCAAGAGCAAGCUGAAGGACAAAUUGUCUGCAAUCCGGCAGGACCGUGCCGAACGCCGCGAGUCUCUGCAGAAGCAGGACGCCAUCCACGAAGUGGAUUCGUCUGAGGAUGAGACUGACGAAGGCUCGGAAGACAGCCAGGAUGGACGCCGGUCAACCUUUAUCCCUCCCAGCCAUGUGCUUCGCCCCACGACUGUGAUGGGAUCUCCCCAUGCUAUCAGGUUGGGGUCUGCUGCUUUACCCGCUCUGUCUCUCAGCCCUUCCACAACACCUCACCCAGGCUCUCCACAGCUCAGCCAACGCCUUGGCCAGGAGGGCCAAAGCCAGACUCAAGCCACAUUACUGCCGCUGCCGCAGGCCGAAGCCAAAGCCCCAGAGCAGAAACCCUCGCAGUCCCCUGUGUCUACUCGCACUGCUGCCGCUACCUCAGUACUGGCAGAGGAGUCCAGCCAGCGAGAAGAAAGGAGUCAGGAUUCUCCGUCCAGUAGUAAAAUUUGUGCUCCUCAACACAGCCCUCUGACUAGCACUUUUUCCACUCCAGGCAGUGCGUUUACCACUGUAAGCAAGGACCUCUUUCUCAAACCCACAGCGCCCUCUCUAGACCGGAAAACCUUCAAAUCCACUGAGUCGAAGGCCAAAGUGAAUUGUAGGCAGGAGGCCAGCAUAGCACCAGCCUUGGCCAGGGAACCCUCAGCACCCACAACCCCAAGUGGAGGCAUCACCAAGGAGAUGAAGGAGGCAGACAACCGGAGACAAGCUGCAGCCGCUGCCGCGUCUUCUGUUCCUGCAGCCACUGAGAGUGGCGUGGACAGAGUGGUUUCCCAGCUGGCCACAGUAGCCAAGAGCAUGCUGGGACCAGUAAAGCUUAAUAUACCAGUGACCAAAGAAACUCAUGAGAGGAGCAGGGAGAUAAGGCCCCAGGCAGACGCCAUGGACCCCAAAAGCAAAGAGCCUCGCUUGGACCUUUCCGAUCCUACUAAUACAACACUUGCUUCUUCUGCUUCUGCCUCCCACACAGGGCAACUGGCUGAAUCGCCCCCUGGACAGCCAACUCCCAAAUCUGAGCUGGCCUGCACUUCCCAAAGGCCCAUGGAGGUCCCAGGAGCUACAAAAAGGCCCUCUACCCCGAAAGACUGCUUCCAAACCACAGAAGAGCCCCAGGAUAGGCCAAGCACUCUACCAGGCAGUUCUCAGAGCCAGGCCAAACCAAGCUCUUCCCUACCACAGGACAAAUCCGGCAAAAAGACGUAGCAACCUUGCACAGAAAAAAAAAAAGAUAUUACAACUGACAAAACUUGCAUGUUUUAAAAACUAAAACCGUAGAUACUCUUAGUAUACACACUAACCAUUACCGUGAAGCAAACAAAAAACAGAUUCAACAGUUUUGUUCUGGAUUGUUUUGUACUGUGCGACUGACACAUUAACUUGGCCUUUGUAUUGCUUUUAUUUUUUCCAUUUAUUAUUUUCUCGAAUUUUUAAAAAAAUCUAAUUCACUUUUUGUUUGACAAAAAAAUACAUAUUUGGGGCUAGAAAUAAAGAGUGAAUGACCAAAAUCAGCCUGCUGCAUCUGAUUGCUCUCCAUUACUAGACUGGGCUUUCUGCUUCUUGUUUCUUUUACAUCUAGUUGUGCCUUAAUACACACUUCGGAGGUUUGUGUAAGUCCCUCUGCCAUUUAUUCAUAGAGGGUUAAGAUGUAUCUCAGCAAUAAAAGUAGCGUAUGCUUAGCAAUUUGUACAAACACGUCAACCUAAUGUUGUAGCACCCCAAUGUAGUAGAUUUGAAAAUCAGAUUACUUUUUUUUUUUUUUUUUUUUUUUUUUUUUUUUUUUAUAAUUAGCCUGCCCUAAACACACGACAGUUUUCAAUUUCUAGGUACCAUAACACUUGCAUGUCUGAUUUUUGAUGAGUCUGGGACAAACCCAAACUUGAUAACGUAUGUUAUAUGGUAGAAUAGCGGACAAAAAAAUUUCUUAUGCCCUGUAAUUUCACUUAGCUGAUCCCAAAAGAAGUUAGUCAACUGUAUGUUUAAAUCUGUAGUUUUCUAAAGUCACAAUAAAACAAUGAAUUUUAUAUGUACUGAAGAAUUAACUUUGCAUUUUUUUUAUUUUGAGUUUUUCUCAAACAGAAUUGACUAGUUUUAGAUUACCAUACCAAUCUGUGGAAAUUUACUUAGCAUUUGCGUCAGACUACAUCUGUUAUUAAUAGCUGAAUAGCUAAACAGUUGUAUGCUUGACACUCAUGUAAUGAAGUGUUGUUAUUGGCAACUGCUGUUUACCAGCUGACCUUAAUGCCUGUAUGCACUCUUUCAAGGCAUUCAGACUACUUAAAACGCUUUUGUAAAGCAUGCUCUGAAUUGGGAAUGUUUUUAAUUCUUUUAUUUCUAGCCCCUUCUUUUUUCCCAUUUUUCUUUUCAUUUACUGAAAUGUUCUUAUUUUUAAUAUCUGGACCAACUUGCUGUGUUUUUUUUUUUUUUUUCUGUAUAUUUGCCACUAAUCUUUUAAGGUUAAAAGACUUGUAAUUGCUUGUGUAUGAGCGACUGCGUGCGUGCUUGUGUGCAUAUGUUUGCGUGUUUGCGCUCAUUUAAAUGAAUAUUUAAAGUUGUCAGUUUUAUCCCCACUGGUAUUGGGAGUGUGUCUUAGAUUAGUCUCCUGUCUUUGCCAUGUCAGCCCUGUCUAAUUCAGCCAUUUGUCAAAAGCUGGCGAAGAUGUAUUUGCACAAUCCCUUUUUACUGUGUCAUAUGAAUAUGAAACCUAAUAAAAUAUAGUUCAAUCAGAUCCAGGGCUUUGUGGGGUCCUGAGGGGUUUGACUAAUCGCUUAACCCCUCGUUACUUUUUGUCAUGCUAUGUUGCUACUGUACAUUGAUGUGUUCACACCAUUUUGAAUUUGGAAAAAAAUUGCGUGAACGUGAUGCCUGUGAAAAAUAUAGCUCUUUGAUAUUUCCCAUAAUUGUAUUCAGGUUUUAACUCAGAGUGUGCUGUCUUAGACUCUUUAACAGCAUAUUGCUUUCAUUUAUUGCCUUUUUUACUGCCUUCUAAUAAUCCUUAUUGGUCAAUGAAGACUCCUAGAUGUUCAAGUUUUAAACAUAGUUCAGAAAUUACAAUAUUUCAGGUGAUUUAUGAAUAUCAAUUCAGAGAGAAUCUGAUGAUCUAGACCAAGUCAGUCCUGGAAGUAACACACUUCAGUGAAUCCUAUAACCCUAUAGCCUUUAUAUAUUUUGUCCAGCAGUCUCAUUGAUAUUCUUUGUGGUGUGAUUUAUGAGGAGUCUCGUUCUGAUAUGUACAGUUAAGAGAUCCGCUGAUAAAUGUUCAAUCCAUAAGAAAUGUGAAUGGAUGUCUUGCACACUUUAACAUUUGAAAAUCUAUAAGGAAUGGAAAGCUGUUGAUGGCUUUAUGAGCCUGAUGCUUGAUUCCUGGCCUAGCAAAGCCCAGUUCAUUGCCUCAAACACAGUUCAAUUUAGGCACCGAGCUAGUGCUAAGACUUAGAUUUUCUGUGUGAUUCACAUUUGAUUGUAUUCUUUUUGCAGAGAGGGCAUUUUUUUGUAUGUAUAGAUAGAUCCGAGCUGCGUGAGGAUAUGUUGUUUUGGAGAACACUUGUACCUAAGAUUAUGUACCUAAGUGGCUCUCUUAACUCCACAGCUUAGUAAAAUGUGAAAACAGCACCAAAUACUGUAAUCUUCAGUCCCCUCCAGAGGCUCAUUAAAAAACAAACAUACAAAAAAAAAAAAACCUUUCACCUCUUGAGAGUGCCUAGAUUAAACAGUUUUAAAGCUCAUU
Molecule: messenger RNA, 9938 nt
Organism: Electrophorus electricus (electric eel)
Lineage: Eukaryota; Metazoa; Chordata; Actinopteri; Gymnotiformes; Gymnotidae
Gene: mast2
Product: microtubule associated serine/threonine kinase 2
Biological process (GO): intracellular signal transduction; cytoskeleton organization; peptidyl-serine phosphorylation
Cellular component (GO): microtubule cytoskeleton
Molecular function (GO): magnesium ion binding; ATP binding; protein serine/threonine kinase activity
Source: RefSeq, a predicted model, not a curated record